This is a messenger RNA of Hipposideros armiger (great roundleaf bat), 3104 nucleotides long. RefSeq names its product PRELI domain containing 3A (gene PRELID3A). The coding region runs from base 86 to 937 and encodes 283 amino acids. Gene Ontology annotation, cellular component: mitochondrial intermembrane space. The transcript is spliced from 7 exons. The record is from RefSeq and is a predicted model, not a curated record. NCBI's taxonomy places the organism in Eukaryota, Metazoa, Chordata, Mammalia, Chiroptera, Hipposideridae.
CACGCUAAGGGUGGAGCAGCCGGCAGAGCGUUAGUCAGGAGCCAGGAGUCCGCGCCCUGCGGCCCGCGGCCCGCGGCCCGCAGCGAUGAAGAUCUGGAACUCGGAACACGUGUUCGGCCACCCAUGGGACAUGGUCAUCAAGGCUGCUAUGAGGAAGUACCCGAAUCCGAUGAACCCGUGUGUUGUGGGAGUCGAUGUGCUGGAGCGCAGUGUGGACUGCCGUGGCCGGCUUCACAGCCACCGCCUCCUCAGCACCGAGUGGGGGCUGCCUGCCCUCGUGAGAGCGAUUUUGGGAACCAGUAGGACUUUGACAUACAUCAAAGAACAUUCUGUUGUGGAUCCAGUGGAAAAGAAAAUGGAACUGUGUUCCACCAAUAUCACACUCACAAACUUGGUGUCGGUGAAUGAGAGGUUGGUGUACACACCCCAUCCAGAGAACCCUGAAAUGACUGUGCUCACACAAGAAGCCAUCAUCACUGUGAAGGGGAUCAGCCUUGGCAGCUAUCUGGAAAGUUUAAUGGCCAACACAAUAUCAUCCAAUGCAAAGAAGGUCCAGAAGAACGUCCUUUGUGGGUACCUGGCCGGUGUGUCAAACGGUACCAUGAGCAACACACCAAAGAAAAGGAAGCCGAUACGGCCAAAGAUCGUGAGAUAUGAUUGGUCCCCCGACUGGUCCAGAUCGGAGUAUGAGGAACCUCCAAUGAUUGAGAUGUCUAAUCUCUCGUUUCAACCAGUCUGUCCAAAGCCAACAACCUCCUCUGCAUCUCGUAUGGUAACCCCGCGAAUGAAGAGUGCUUCUCUUCCUACCUGGGGGCAAUUAAAAAAGCUAACACAAGUAGCUGAACACCGGCUGAUGGAAGAAAAUAUUCCUAAAAUAGAAACCAAUAUGCUAGUGUCCAUGUUGGCAGUCUUCACUGUUGUGGUUUCUGACAGCUAAUUACCAAAAGACAUCACCAUUUUACAACAGGAACUCAACACAAAAGGUAUGAUGGAAUGUCAUUUAUUUUUCCCUAAAAAUAAAAGAUUUUAAUGGAAAACAUGUAGUAUUGUCAUGUCAUCCUGAAUGCCAGCAAUAUCUUGACUUUUAUACACGCAGAAAGCCAGGUCAAAGUCCAGUCAGCAUACACAUUUCUCCAUGACCCUUCAACAGUUUUGCAUGUACAAAAUUUUCUGCUAUUUUGCUUUAGCAAAUAGCAACAUAAUUUAAAACUUUCAUGUCUCCUAUGUGACACCUAAAAUGUUUAUUAAUACAGUUAGAAAAAUAAAAGCCAUAAAAAAUUCAUGGUAUGAGUUCAUGGUGCUAAUUACAUAAUUUCUUCAAAUGUAAGAUCAUUUAAAAAAUGCCUACAUAACGAUCUUCUGGUUUAAUUUGAAAGACUUAUGACUUGAACUCUAGUAAGACUGUUAAGUCUAUGUACAUAUCAAUUAUUUAAUUUUUACUUGCCUUGGAAGAAUUAAUAUCGAUUGUCCACUGAAUGAAUGCCUUCAAAUAUUAAUAAAUAUAUUACAGUGUUUACAAGUAUUUUUAUUACUCUGAGAUUGACAGAAAGUUAAGCUAUGGAGAAGGAAAUAAAGAUCUCCCAACAGGGUGAGUUCAUGUGCUAUGGGACCAAAGAAAAGGGUGGGUGCUUGAGCCUGGAGGGAGUUAGGUUGGGAGGGGGUUCGUGGAGGGAGGACCACUCAGGUGUGCACAGCAGCUCUAAGACACAUCAGGCUCCAGCUGAGACCAGCUAGCCAACAACACUUUUGUUGCUGGAUCAGAAGUAAAUGCCAAAUAGCUGGAAACCGGGACAGAGAGGAACACUGUGAAAGUAUGUUAUUUUAGUAGUAAGACGAGGAAGUUAAGCCUAAGGUCAAACUAGGCUGAGGAUUGUAAGACCAUACUCCAUAAGCUGUUAGUUAACUACCCUCUGGAAAUUACCUAAUUUAGUUGAGGUGUUGGGUAAUGUCAUGGAUAAGAAAGGGAUAAAUGAAGACAUUGUUUCGGCAACAAAAAGUGAUGCUAAUUUGAUUUCUACAAUUUUCACUGUGUCAUGUGCCCUUCUGUUACACUACUUUCUGCAAAUUGUCUCAUGCAGAUGUACUAUCCACAUGACCUUUUCAAUACACUUGGCAAACCUUGUUAAUGCUGUCAAAGAAUUUACAUUUAAUACUCUGCUAAGAGGUGAUCAUAAUGCCCAAAUGAGACCACAUGAAGAAGUGAAGUCAAAGAUUGAGAUGUGCUAUUUGUCUUGUGAAUGUAGAUGCAAUUCUCAUUCUGGGGGUUUAUUUUCUAAUGUUUUAAAAACAACAGUGAACUAGCCAUUAUUUUUUAGAAGUACACUACCCUAGGUCAUAUCAAUACACAUGUACAAAUACCAUUCCCUCUUCCUCACUCCCUUCCUGGUAGUCAUUUAGAUGCUCAAGCCUUGGCCUUCAAAGGGUGUGGCUCCCACCAAACCAUUUGGGGUACAGAGUUCAAACAGUCUCUUGGAAAAUUUUAUAAAUGACAUCCACCCAGUAUAAUGUUUAAAGCUCUUAAACAAGAGUCUUUAAAAUAAUUUAAACAUUUGCAUAAUCAACAAGAGUUCUCUGGUGGCCCACUUUUACAUGCAAAUACAGACAGCUGCUAACAUGCAUUAUUUUAGUCAAUUGGUAAAGUUUAUUUCAUAAGUAGAAGUAAUUUUAAGCCAUUUACUAAACUGUAAAUUUCAAUCCAUUAAAAACUACUACCAGAGCAGUUUUGAGGUAUUACCAUUAAUUUAAUACAGAAAUGUUACUAUAUUUUGAUGUGGUAUGAAAUGUGACUGCCAUGCCUUUUAUUAAAUGGUGAUGUUGUAGUGUUGACUACAGAUGUGUUCUAUAGCUUUUAGAAAAUUAUUGCGCAUGUGCGUUAGCUGAUUUUCCAAACAUUAAUGGCAAUUUGACUGGUUGGUCAUUUGUAAGCAUACCAAAAUAGUAAAGUAAACCAGCUGAGAAAUUUCAGGUAUACAAUGCUACCCUCCAACCUACCUUCCUCAAAACCCAUCCUACUCACUCAAGCCGUUUACAAGGAAAACUUGUGCAAAAAGCAUUCAAAAAGCCUAUUAGCAGGUUAAUUAUCUUGUAAUCUUAAAAGAACUAGA